Triticum turgidum subsp. durum (durum wheat) is the source of this 906-nucleotide messenger RNA. NCBI's taxonomy places the organism in Eukaryota, Viridiplantae, Streptophyta, Magnoliopsida, Poales, Poaceae. The record is from the annotation of a GenBank genome assembly.
AUGGAAAGCGUCGAGCACCACGACGAAGCCGCCACCGGCCUCUCCCUUUCCCCUCCCCCUACGUCGGCGCCGCUCUCCCCACCGAUAUCCCCCAACUCCGCGGCGGUGGCGGCGCUGGCGAACGCGCGCUGGGUCCCUACCAGGGAGCAGAUCGCGGUGUUGGAGGGGCUGUACCGCCAGGGGAUGCGCACCCCCACCGCCGAGGAGAUACAUCAGGUGACGGCGAGGCUGCAGGAGCACGGCCCCAUCGAGGGCAAGAACGUCUUCUAUUGGUUCCAAAACCGGCUGCGCCAGAAGCAGAAGCAGCAGCAGCAGCAGAGAUCUGACUACUUCGCCAGGCAGAUCCGCCGUCCCCAGCCGCUGCCCACGCUCCGCAGGACCCCCGGCAACUCCUUCUCCCCGGUCCAGCUGCAGGCGCCGCCAGCGCCGAACACUCCUGCAUGCAACAGAGAAGGGAUGUACAUGCAGCAGCCAUGUUACAUGACAGGGCAAGCGGCACAAGCCUCGGUGAAUGCAGCCUACUACUCGCAGAUGCAGCCAUCGCUAAUGCACUCAAAUUUAGAGACGAUGGCGCAUGGCAACAUCCAGGCACAGGCACAAGCCGCCAUGUACUUCCAGACAACAGCUUCAAACAACUCCAACACUCAACAACCGCGUGCGGUCCAGUUUCCUUCGACCAACAACAGCUACGGGGCUCCUGAGGCCUACUCCCGUCGUCCCGUGCUUCUGAAUCUGUUCCCACAAUACCCCACCUUCGCAAAUCGCGAGAGGACCCUCCACACUGAGAGCGCCGGCUCCCCAAGGCCAUCCACCUCAAGGUCGUUCUCUUUGGAGGCUGAGAGCUCGGAGGUCCCCAGCGGAGAUGGCUCGAGAUCGUUCUAUGACUUCUUUGGUGAAGGCCACUGA